AUGAAUUUAAGACUUUUAAUUAUGGAUGCAGUGGAUGAACGCAUCUGUAACCCUCUCGCGCGGUUUUCAUGCUCAGCUCUUGAUGGUGGAACUACACACACGUUUGCUUUUCAUGAAAACAGGAGAUUCGCACCCGUUCGGAGCAGUUUGACUGGUUCGCUGGCUGGCUGGCUGGCUGGCUGGCUGACUGACAAUGUUGCAAUUUGUGUACAUGCUUGUCCCCUUCCGUCAGGGUUGCCACUUUUUGAUGUAAAGAAUGGGAAUGCCUUUGGUUUUAGAACGUUGCGUAGCCCUAAAAGAGCGAUCUCCUUUAUCGACAUGAAAAAAUGGACAACACAGAAAAUGAGUGAUGACAGUGGUGAAAGAUUUGGCUCUAUCAGAUGAGCGUUGGGUUGCUAUUCAUACACAUAUCUCUCCGCCCCACCUCCCCAAGGGCGUCUCUCCUCGGAAUGAUGUAUGAAAAAAGAAACAAUAAAAUCUCAACCCAUCUCUCUUCUAACUCAACAAAAAGAUAAGAGAUGACACUACGAUUAAACAAGAUUUUUAUUGGCAAAUAAUUUUAAACCCACAUGAGCACAUAAUCAUUAUGAGAUUGAAUCGCCCGGGUCAGAUCAAAUAGAAGGGGAGAAGGGUGCUAAAAAACCUUUUGAUAGUCAAUAAAGGAAAAAGGCAGUAGAGAAGGGAAGAGUAAAAGAGGGUAAAUCCAGGACUAGAUUAGUCCUGAGUGAGCCACGGACUAACUUGUUACCAAGAG
This is a messenger RNA of Mycotypha africana, 754 nucleotides long. RefSeq lists its product as uncharacterized. The record is from RefSeq and is a predicted model, not a curated record. NCBI's taxonomy places the organism in Eukaryota, Fungi, Mucoromycota, Mucoromycetes, Mucorales, Mycotyphaceae. The transcript is spliced from 3 exons. Bases 1 to 384 code for a protein of 127 amino acids.